Pogoniulus pusillus (Red-fronted tinkerbird) is the source of this 861-nucleotide messenger RNA. RefSeq names its product troponin T3, fast skeletal type (gene TNNT3). Gene Ontology annotation, cellular component: troponin complex. The record is from RefSeq and is a predicted model, not a curated record. NCBI's taxonomy places the organism in Eukaryota, Metazoa, Chordata, Aves, Piciformes, Lybiidae. Gene Ontology annotation, molecular function: tropomyosin binding; troponin I binding; troponin C binding. The transcript has 12 exons. Gene Ontology annotation, biological process: skeletal muscle contraction; regulation of muscle contraction; sarcomere organization. Bases 1 to 768 code for a protein of 255 amino acids.
AUGCCUGUCAUCAGUAAAUCAGCAGCCCAGCAUGAAAGGAGAGGAUGGAUCCAGCGAUGCUGUGGGAGUGCCGACUGUGUUCAUGUGCAUAUUGCAGAUGCAGAGGAGAAGCCCAGGAUAAAGCUAACUGCUCCUAAAAUACCAGAGGGUGAGAAAGUAGAUUUUGAUGACAUCCAAAAGAAAAGGCAGAACAAAGACCUGAUUGAGCUGCAGGCCCUGAUUGACAGCCACUUUGAAGCCAGAAGAAAGGAAGAGGAAGAGCUGGUUGCACUCAAGGAGAGGAUUGAGAAGCGCAGAGCUGAACGAGCAGAGCAGCAGCGGAUCCGGGCUGAGAAGGAGAAGGAGCGCCAGGCAAGGCUUGCGGAGGAAAAGGCACGGAGAGAGGAAGAGGAUGCCAAGAGAAAAGCUGAGGAUGAUCUCAAGAAGAAGAAGGCUCUCUCCUCCAUGGGUGCUACAUACAGCAGCUACCUGGCUAAGGCUGAUCAAAAGAGAGGAAAGAAGCAAACAGCCAGAGAGACAAAGAAGAAGGUCCUGGCAGAGAGGCGCAAGCCCUUGAACAUCGACCACCUGAAUGAAGACAAGCUGAGGGACAAGGCCAAGGAGCUGUGGGACUGGUUGUACCAGCUGGAGACUGAGAAGUAUGACUUCACAGAGCAGAUCAAGAGGAAAAAAUACGAGAUUAUCACCUUCAGGAACCGGAUCGAUCAGGCUCAGAAGCACAGCAAGAAGGCUGGAGCCAAGGGCAAGGUUGGCGGACGCUGGAAGUAAAGAGCCAGGCAGGAUGGUCCUUAGCAGUGUGCCGAAGCCCUGCUGGCCUCCCCUCUCUUCCUUCACCAAUCACUUGUGUUCCCACGCCUCAGC